Brassica oleracea var. oleracea is the source of this 1653-nucleotide messenger RNA. Its product is annotated as translation initiation factor eIF-2B subunit beta-like. The record is from RefSeq and is a predicted model, not a curated record. Gene Ontology annotation, cellular component: eukaryotic translation initiation factor 2B complex. The transcript is spliced from 10 exons. Bases 92 to 1327 code for a protein of 411 amino acids. Gene Ontology annotation, molecular function: translation initiation factor activity; guanyl-nucleotide exchange factor activity. Gene Ontology annotation, biological process: translational initiation. Lineage: Eukaryota; Viridiplantae; Streptophyta; Magnoliopsida; Brassicales; Brassicaceae.
UUCUCUCUCGCCGGAAUAUUCCCUCUCUACUUCGUCUCCUCACCGUUCGCCACCGUCACAUUUUCACCGUUUUCGAUUAGGGUUAAGUAAGAUGCCAGACGUGCAAUCGAUGGUGCUGGAGUUUGUUAACAAGCUCAGGAAACGUAAGAUUGAGGGAUCUCAAGCUACAGCUAGAUGCACCGUGGAGCUGCUUAGGUCGGUGAUCUCUCAUCAUCGGGUGCCUCACGCGAACCAAGCUUCAGCUCUUAUUGAUGCUGUGAAAGCCGUUGGUGCGCAACUGGUCGCUGCAAACCCUGUUGAGCUUGCGGUGGGGAAUGUAGUGAGGCGGGUUUUGCAUAUAAUAAGGGAGGAGGAUCUGUCUCUUGCUACAGCAGCUGUGGCGGGGUUUGAUUUGUUGGAUGCGAGUGAUGACGAUGAAGAUGUUAAUGGGAAAGGGAUUGGGUAUCCUGGGAUGUCUGCGGCUGUUGUUGCAGCUGCUGCUAGGAGUACGUUGCGUCCUCCUUCUUUGCAAACGCUUCUUGAGGGAACUCCUGAAUCUGCGACUGUCCCUUACACUUCUUCAUCUGGUGCUGAUUCCGAAAGCAAAAGUAAAUCUGCGGACAAAAGUUCAGUAACUAGGAAGCUGAAGCAUGAUGUUAUAGAAGGAGUCAAUCAACUUAUUCACGAGAUUGCUGGUUGUCAUGAGCAGAUCGCUGAGCAAGCUAUAGAGCAUAUACAUCAAAAUGAGGUGAUUCUAACCUUGGGUAGCUCAAGAACAGUACUCGAGUUUCUGUGUGCUGCAAAGGAGAAGAAAAGAUCAUUUCGUGUAUUUGUCGCCGAAGGUGCUCCAAGGUAUCAGGGCCAUCUAUUAGCAAAAGAAUUGGUAGCUAGAGGUUUGCAGACCACUGUGAUCACUGACUCUGCAGUGUUUGCUAUGAUAUCUCGAGUGAAUAUGGUUAUAAUUGGAGCUCACGCAGUGAUGGCUAAUGGUGGGGUUAUAGGACCUGUUGGAGUCAACAUGGCUGCUUUGGCAGCAAAAAAGCACGCAGUCCCAUUUGUGGUUCUAGCCGGUAGUCACAAGCUAUGUCCACUGUAUCCUCACAAUCCGGAGGUAUUACUAAACGAGCUGAGAUCUCCUUCUGAACUGUUGGAUUUUGGCGAAUUCUCUGAUUGCCUGGAUUUUGGAUCCGGUUCCGGGUCUCCCCUUGUUCAAGUAGUCAACCCAACAUUCGAUUACGUCCCACCAAGCCUCGUCAGUCUCUUUAUAACCGACACGGGAGGACACAACCCAUCUUACAUGUACCGUCUUAUUGCGGACUACUACUCGGCUGAUGAUUUGGUGAUGUAGCAGCAAUAAAGAACUAGUUUUUGGUCAUUUGACCACACAACACUCACUUGGUUGGGGUCAUUCACGAAGUGGAAGAUACACAUGUACAUUACACAAAACAAUUGCUCAGUGGUAGUGAAUGAGAAAGAGAAACUAUCUUUCGCGUCUGUGAAAUUGGUCUGGCCCAAGUGUAUUUUUUGCCGUGUUCUCUACUUCUGCUCAGUCUCAAAACUCUCAAAUGGUGUUUAUUGUUUACUUGACAAACUUUUCGUCAACACCAAAAAACACUUUCUUUCAUUGUCUUCUGUAUUCUUGCCAAUUACGAGUAGAAUUAAUCGUUAAACUGA